AUUGGAAAUGGAAGAACGUAGUGCCUACGCUUUGGCUCUCGAUUUAAUUUUUAAUUUUUGAGAUUUGAGACGGAGGGUUUAAUGAUUAGUUUCCCUCCAAUAUCCUCCUCACGCACACCCACUCUCCACUUUCAUUCUCUUUUCAUUUUGGGUAUCACUCAAUAGUUUCAUCAUUUGCUCUUCGCCGCACGCAAUCAAACCUCAAAACCCUCCUCUCAAUCAUAUAAAUCCCGGAAAAUUCAUCUGCAGUAAGUGCAACUUUCUUUCUCCUUUCUUAUUCCCAGACACCUUAAUUUGCCAAAGUUUUAGGGUUUCGCUACUUCUCAGGUAAUUUUGACAUGGAUUCUACUGCACAAACUUUCAACCACCGGUUGACAUCAAUCAAAUUAUGGCCCCCCAGCCAGAGUACCAGGCUGUUGCUUGUAGAAAGAAUGACCAAGAAUCUCAUAACUCCAUCCAUUUUCUCUAGGAAGUAUGGCCUGCUUAAUAAAGAAGAGGCUGAGCAGGAUUCAAAGCAAAUAGAGAAUAUUGCUUUUGCAACUGCAAACCAGCAUUUUGAGAAGGAGCCAGAUGGUGAUGGAGGUUCUGCAGUGCAAAUAUAUGCCAAAGAAUCAAGUAGGCUUAUGCUGGAAGUUUUAAAAAGAGGUCCUAGAAAGAAGGAUGAAGAGAUACAAACAUCUGAAAAAGACAGUGCUGCUCAUGAGACUGUCUUUGAUAUAUCUGGCGGUCAUCGAUCCUUUAUUGAUGCAAAGGAGGCUGAGGAGCUUUUAAAGCCACUAUCAGUACAGGGAAAUAAAUACACUAAGAUUUGCUUCAGCAAUAGAAGCUUUGGUUUAGAUGCAGCUCGUGUUGCUGAGCCUAUCUUAUUAUCCAUUAAAGAUCAAUUGACAGAAGUGAAUCUAUCAGAUUUUAUUGCAGGAAGGCCUGAGGCCGAAGCACUUGAAGUUAUGAAUAUAUUUUCUGCAGCCUUGGAAGGAUGUGUUUUGAGGUUUCUGGACCUUUCAAACAACGCCAUGGGCGAGAAGGGUGUCAGGGCAUUUGGUUCACUAUUGAGGUCACAACAUAGUUUGGAGGAGCUUUAUUUGAUGAAUGAUGGAAUCUCAGAGGAAGCUGCUAGAGCCAUUUCUGACUUAAUUCCAUCAACAGAGAAGCUUAGGAUUCUUCAUUUUCACAAUAACAUGACAGGAGAUGAGGGGGCAAUUGCGAUAUCAAAGAUGUUAGGGCAUUCACCUGUUUUGGAGGAUUUCCGAUGUUCUUCAACAAGGGUGGGUUCUGAAGGGGGUGUGGCACUAGCUGAAGCACUUGCGACUUGUACCUAUUUGAAGAAGCUAGAUCUACGUGACAAUAUGUUUGGUGUAGAAGCUGGAUUAGCUUUGAGUAAUUCUAUACCUGCCUUCUCAGAUCUUACUGAAAUUUACCUUAGUUACCUUAACUUGGAAGAUGAAGGUACAGAAGCACUUGCCCAUGCUCUCAAGGAUUCUGCUCCUUCACUUGAAGUGCUGGAAAUGGCUGGAAAUGACAUUACUACAAAAUCUGCUGCUGCUUUAGCUACAACUAUAGCUGCAAAACAAUUCCUUACCAUAUUAAACUUGUCUGAGAAUGAGCUGAAGGACGAAGGUGCCAUUCUGAUCGGCAAAGCAUUGGAAGAUGGUCAUGGCCAGUUGAAGGAGGUUGAUAUGAGCACAAAUAUGAUCAGAAGAGCUGGAGCACGGUUUUUGGCUCAAGUUGUUUUGCUUAAAUCUGGUUUCAAGCUGCUAAAUAUUAAUGGAAACUACAUAUCUGAUGAAGGAAUUGAUGAGGUGAAGGAUAUUUUUAAGAAUUCACCCAGUAUGCUGGGGCUAUUGGAUGAGAACGACCCAGAAGGAGAGGAUGAUGCUGAUGAGGAAGAUGCUGAUAAUGAUGACGAACUGGAAUCAAGACUCAAGGGCCUUGAGAUCAAGCAAGAUGAGUAGAACUCUAGCGCAUGCCUUCUGCUCAUUUGGAUUUAUCUUGAUUGAAAUUAUGGAUCAAAAUUUACAUUUUAUUUUAUUACCAUGAGUAGUUCCAGCUUCCUUUGUUGUAGAUUAGGUUUAGUAUUCAGCACAUUCAUGUUUAGUGGAGCUAGCUGACUACUCCAAUUUACCUGCUAUAUUCAGUUGCUGACUCGUGCAGUUUCUAAUGUUUGCUCGACAUUAAAUUUGUGAAAUAUUUAUUUCUUGGUGACAAAAGCUUAAUCAUAUGGUGGUCCCAAUUACAGUUUC
Messenger RNA from Humulus lupulus (European hop), 2240 nucleotides. Its product is annotated as RAN GTPase-activating protein 1. Gene Ontology annotation, molecular function: GTPase activator activity; protein binding. The record is from RefSeq and is a predicted model, not a curated record. The coding region runs from base 339 to 1952 and encodes 537 amino acids. Lineage: Eukaryota; Viridiplantae; Streptophyta; Magnoliopsida; Rosales; Cannabaceae. The transcript is spliced from 2 exons.